This is a messenger RNA of Eimeria acervulina, 432 nucleotides long. RefSeq names its product calcyclin binding protein, putative. The record is from RefSeq and is a predicted model, not a curated record. Bases 1 to 432 code for a protein of 143 amino acids. The transcript has 7 exons. Gene Ontology annotation, cellular component: nucleus. NCBI's taxonomy places the organism in Eukaryota, Apicomplexa, Conoidasida, Eucoccidiorida, Eimeriidae.
AUGGAGCACGCGUCGGCCCUUCGAAGCGACCUGGAGGAACUCGAAUCCCUGUUAAAAAUCGCGAAGAGGCCCGCCAAUAUACGUGUGCUGAUACAGUUGAUCGGUUUGCUUGGGAUCAAACUCCGACAUUCGGUUUACGUACACCUGGAAGGCCUGGCGGAACUUACCCCUGACGCCACAUGCGUGCGUUUCGAGGAAAAUAGCGCCGAGUUGGUGGUGCGGAAUCUGCGAGGGAGGAACUACAUUCUCAAGUUCAAUCCACUUUAUGCUCCUAUCGACACGCAGAAGUCUAACUUCUCCGUUAAACGCGACACCGCGACCAUCCGCCUGGCGAAAGGCGACAGCGAGAUGAAGAGAACAAUAGCAAAGGCGUGGACAGAGUCGCAGGAGAGGAAGUUGAAGGGCAUUCAGGCUGAGGACGGACUAUUUUAG